AUGAAGGAGGACGUUGUGCGAAGAUUGGGCAAAUCAAGGGACAUCGCAUUAAGGCGUCUACUGUCAACCGAAAGGAGACUUGCAAGGGACGUAAAUUUAAGGGAACAGUACGUGCUGUUCAUGGAGGAAUAUAUGCAGCUAGGUCACAUGCAAAAGAUUACUGAAGCCGAUCAAGACUUAACCGAACGAUGCUAUCUACCACACCAUCCAGUAGUCAAGGAGACUAGUACCACAACAAAAAUUCGAGUAGUAUUUGAUGCGUCAUGCAAAACAUCCUCGGGAGUAGCUCUAAACGAUGGAUUAUUGGUGGGACCGGUUAUUCAGGAUGACUUACGUUCGAUAGUUCUUCGCUGUAGAAUCAAGCAAAUUAUGCUCGUUGCUGAUGUCGAGAAGAUGUUUCGACAGAUUCUAGUUCGAUACGAGGACCGGCACUAUCAGUCUAUACUUUGGCGCCCUUCACCAAAUCAGGAAGUUGAUACCUUCGAACUUAAUACAGUCACUUACGGAACAAAGCCAGCACCGUUUUUAGCAACUCGAACGCUCAAACUACUGGCAAUGGAUGAGAGAGAAUCCCUCCCCCUAGCAGCCAAAGCAGUGGAAGAAGAUAUAUAUAUGGACGACGUGAUAACGGGUGCAAAUACAAAGGAGGAGGCGUUGGAGCUUCAGAUCCAGUUGAACGAGAUGUUGAAAAGGGGAGGAUUCAGGCUUCGAAAAUGGGCUUCAAAUUGCCCUGAAGCUCUACACGGAAUUUCUGGAGAAAGUCUGGCAAUUCGUGACUAUUUUGGAAUCAAUAUCAGCCCUGAUUCGAUGGUGAAGACCUUAGGGUUGAAUUGGUCGCCCCAAAGGGAUGAAUUCAUGGUAUCGUUCAAUAUUUCCCCACUGGACAAAACUAAACCUAUCACCAAACGACAAGUGUUAUCCAUCAUAGCUACGCUGUUCGAUCCACUAGGUCUGAUUGGAGCGGUCAUAACAACAGCAAAAGUAUUUAUGCAGCAAAUAUGGACAUUGCGCUGCAAUAAUAAUCACAGUUUUGAUUGGGAUCAGCCACUACCUUCAAUGGUGGGUGAGAGCUGGCGCAAAUUUUAUGAGCAGCUUCACAGUAUGAACAACAUAAGGAUAGAUCGCUGUGUCAUUAUUCCAGGAGCAGUUUCGGUACAGCUCCACUGUUUCUCAGAUGCUUCAGAGAAGGCCUAUGGUGGCUGCAUAUAUGUGCGUAGCGAGAAUUCCGAAGGGAAGAUAAUUGUGCGAUUGUUGACGUCGAAAUCAAAGGUUUCUCCACUAAAAACGCAAUCUAUACCUCGGUUGGAACUUUGUGGAGCUCUACUAACCGCCCAAUUAUUCGAGAAGGCCAUGCGAGCUACUCAUUUGAAUGUACCGACAUAUUUUUGGACUGACUCAACAUGUGUGCUACGGUGGAUCCAAUCAGUUCCCACGACUUGGACCACGUAUGUUGCCAAUAGAGUAGCCAAGAUCCAGAAUAUCACAGAAGGAUUUGAAUGGAGGCAUGUUUCCGGAAUUCAGAAUCCAGCAGAUAUGAUAUCGAGAGGAAUCUUCCCAAACGACAUCCAGCAAAAUGAAAUUUGGUGGUAUGGACCUCAUUGGUUAGCUGAAACAUCGAUCAAAUGGCCUUCUAUAGGUUUUACCCAACAUGAUGAAGCGGAAGAUGAACGACGACAUUUGGUAAUCGCGGCUCCUACAACAACUUCACCCACGGCUGAAUUCAACGAGUGGUAUUUAGAAAAAUUUUCAUCGUACUCGAAUUUACUUCGGCGCACAGUUGUUUGGUUGCGUCUAAUGGAGUAUCUGAUAAAAUCUCCGGAUAAAAGAACUGGGUUUAUCACAACUGACGAGCUUCAUCGCGCUGAACGAAUAUUAGUACGUUGUGUGCAAAAGGAAUGUUUCGUUGAAGAAUGGAAGGCAUUAUUGAAGAAUGAUUCGGUACCCCGAAAUUCUCCGCUCCGGUGGUUCAACCCAUAUGUAUCCAAGGAUCAAGUUUUGAGAGUUGGUGAACGGUUGCGGAAUGCUGCCGGGUGCGAUGAUACUAAACAUCCAAUGGUGUUACCAGCCCGUCAUCGCUUCACGCGAAUGCUAUUGAAACAUUAUCAUGUACGUCUGUUCCACGCAGGGCCACAACUUUUAUUGAACACUGUUAGACUUCGUUUCUGGCCGCUAGGUGGACGGAGUACUGCCAAACAAAUUGUGCAUCAAUGUAUCAAAUGUUUUCGUUCGGAACCAUCACUAAUACAGCAAUUUAUGGGUGAUUUACCAGCCGCUCGUGUAACCAUAUCCAGACCAUUUUCAAAAACCGGUAUUGAUUAUUUUGGACCAGUUUACAUAAGACCCGGACCUCGUCGUACAGCAGUCAAGGCUUACGUUUCGUUAUUUGUAUGCAUGUGCACUAAGGCGGUACAUUUGGAACUAGUGAGUGAUUUAUCUACAGAUCGAUUCAUACAAGCCUUACGAAGAUUUAUGGCGCGAAGAGGAAAGUGCACCGAUAUAUACUCGGACAACGGCACAAAUUUCGUUGGAGCUAGGAACAAGCUUCGAGAGUUCAUGCGGCUACUUCGGGAUAAACAGCAUAGUGACAAGAUAUCAAGAAUGUGUGCAGAUGAAGGCGUUCAGUGGCACUUCAAUCCCCCUAGUGCCCCACACUUUGGAGGACUUUGGGAGGCAGCUGUACGAUCAGCAAAACAUCACCUAUUGAGAGUAAUUGGAGAAAAUCCAGUGUCGAUAGAAGACAUGACGACUUUGCUGGCACAAGUAGAAGCUUGUCUUAACUCCAGACCAAUAACUCCUAUUUCGAAUGAUCCGUGUGAUUUGCAACCGCUAACUCCUGCGCAUUUCCUAAUUGGUUCUUCACUGCAAGAUUUACCAGAACCGGAUUUAUUGGCGAUCCCAAGCAAUCGGCUGCACCAUUGGCAACUUAUUCAACAAAGGUUACAACAUUUCUGGAAGAGAUGGCAAGGAGAGUAUUUGUGUCAACUGCAAGGACGUUCGAAACGCUGGAAACCACCGAUACCCAUUCAAACUGGCAAACUGGUCAUCAUCAAGGAAGAUAAUCUGCCUCCAUUGCGCUGGAAGAUGGGAAGAAUCGAGGAGAUUCACCCGGGAAGCGAUGGAAUAGUGCGUGUAGUAACGUUGAAAACAGCUACAGGUUCGCUUCGAAGACCCAUCGAAAAGAUUUGUUUUUUGCCAGAAUUAAAUGAAGAAAAUUAUUGA
Messenger RNA from Toxorhynchites rutilus septentrionalis, 3219 nucleotides. RefSeq lists its product as uncharacterized. The record is from RefSeq and is a predicted model, not a curated record. Gene Ontology annotation, molecular function: nucleic acid binding. Gene Ontology annotation, biological process: DNA integration. The transcript has a single exon. The coding region runs from base 1 to 3219 and encodes 1072 amino acids. Lineage: Eukaryota; Metazoa; Arthropoda; Insecta; Diptera; Culicidae.